AUGAAGUUUACCUCUCUAUCCUUCAUCGCAUUCGCAUUCUUGGUUGCAUGCACCGAAGCCUCUCCUGUCACCUUCCGUGUGAUUGCUCCUGGAGCCACAGGGAACGCACAGGUCUCCAUCGAUGGAAAAGUAACAGAUCUGACGGCAUCUGAUGCUGAUGUACCUUAUUUUACCGGCUCAGUUGAAGCAGGAACUUCUGGAAAAUACAAAUAUGUUGUUAAUGGUCAGGCCGAAAGCUUUGAUCGUACUCUGGAGACAGGUCGCAACGCCACUCGAAACGAUUUUUUUAGCCGACCAGUCACCUACGCUAAUAUCCCCAAACUUCCCUGGCCCAUUACCGAAAACCCUCAAUGGACUCGCGGUGGUAGUAACCAAGAGAUGUGGGAUGACAACUACAUUCCCUCUAUUUUCAUGACCGGUGAUGCUGCAGAAUUAUCUGACCUUGUUGCAAAUGUUCCUGCCACAAUGUCUACAGUCAAAUUCACCUUCAUCGGUCCCGAGACUGUCAGAGUCUACAAUGGGUGUAGCUUUGGUAUUCACGGCGCUGGAAAAAAGAAGAACAACGCCAAGCAGAGUUGGAAGUGGAGUCUGCCAGCUGGCCAGACAAUUGACAACCGCAACUAUAUCAAGAUCAGACACAUGGAAGAAGAUCCUACUCAAUUGCGCGAGAAGCUCUAUGCUGAUAUUCUCCGUGCCAUGGGCACCUAUGCCAACCAGGCCAACAUGGUCCGUCUGUUCAUCAACGGUGAAGGUUACGGAACUUUCAACAUGCUCGACGAUGUAGCCGAUUAUUCCUAUAUUGAUGCCAUGUUCUACAACGGAAAUCCCCCUGCUACAAAGGGUCCUCUAUUUGACGGUGCCUCAGGUGCCUCAUUCGCCUACUCUGCAGAAGACGAUUUCUACAGUGCAUUCAAGCCUAAUGUUGAUAGUCCUCAGGACUACACUGCGAUCAAACCAUUGGCACUCGAAUUCAGCCAGACCGAUGUCACAUCCGAUGCCGCAAUUGAAGCAUUCUCAAAGAAGUUUGACGUCGAUCAAUUCCUUCGCUUUAUGGUUAUGGAGUAUCUUACCGGCCACUGGGACGGCUACUGGCAAGAACAGACCAACGACGGUGCCUACCAGGACCCCACAGACAGCAAGUGGUAUUACCUCGGACAGGACUAUGACGCUACCUUUGGUGUCAAUCUCGGUGCAGCUGAGGGCAAAGAGUUCACAAAGGUUUCAUACACCACUUACCCUACUCGCUACCCCGGUGCUGUUAUGAUCAACCGCCUGUUGGAGAACCCUUCCAUCAAGACCAAGUUUGAGACCUAUAUCAAGAACACCGUGUCGGUUUUGUUCAACAAUGUCACUCUGACCAACCGUGUGCUUGCCUACCACGAGUUCGUCCUGCCCGAUCUUCUAUGGGAUCGCAGUAUUGUCCAGAAGUCUCCUGGAAUCAACUUUGGCUGGACUGCUGACCAAGUCUCCCAGAACCUUUAUGAAGCCGUCAGUGGUUCUGGUGGUGAAGGCGGAGGUGCUGCCUGGGGUUUGAUUGAGUGGAUUGUGUCGAUGAGUCAGGCUGUUGCAACCGAAUUCAAGGUCGAUAUCACCACCGUUCCUGUCGGUCCUCCCGGCGGAUCAGCAGCUACUACUCCCUCUACAUCUGCUAGCGUAGCCGCCUCUGUUUCCAAGAGUGCUUCUCCCGUCUCUGCCACUGGGGCCACCAAGAGCACUGGCUCGAGUUCCAGCAGCAAGGAUACCGACGGUGAUAUUUCUGCUGCUUCCAAAGAUGGUAGCGGUGCCUUCCAGAUCACACCAAAGACUGCCUUUAGCGCCAUUAUGAUUGGCUCCACUGCUCUUCUUUCUGCUUUGUGCAAACUUAUCAAAAGACUGCCUUUUGUCCUGAUUUCAAACAACCACAGGAAGAAAUAA
Phycomyces blakesleeanus NRRL 1555(-) is the source of this 1914-nucleotide messenger RNA. RefSeq names its product secreted coth spore-coat protein domain-containing protein. The transcript is spliced from 6 exons. The record is from RefSeq and is a predicted model, not a curated record. The coding region runs from base 1 to 1914 and encodes 637 amino acids. NCBI's taxonomy places the organism in Eukaryota, Fungi, Mucoromycota, Mucoromycetes, Mucorales, Phycomycetaceae.